GUAACUUUCGUGCUUCGAAGUUGGUUUGUAUCAACUAUAAACAUAACCUUUAAAAAGACGAUUUUGAACAAAAAUGAAUAAUUACAGAGAAAUUUGUACGUUACAAUUUGGACAUUAUGCCAAUUUUGUGGGAACUCACUGGUGGAACAUUCAAGAGCAUGGAUUUGUAUUUACUCCAGGAGAAAAUGUGGAAAUAAACAAUAAGAUUUUAUACCGAGAGGGACAAACUUUAAAAGGUGAACCUACGUAUACCCCACGUUUAUUGCUAGUUGAUUUAGAUGACAGUUUAGGAAGUUUGCCCAAGGAAGGAUGUUUGUAUUAUGGUAAACCAACAAAGGAAUUAAAUGAUGCAGUUUGGGAUGAAAAUUCUAUACAAACUCAAGAACAAGAUGAAAUAGUUAAAAAUCAAUAUUUACUAGAUUUAGAAUCAAAUCGAAGUGAUGUAGUGAGAAAAUACGAGUUAGAAAAUAAUGUAAAUGUUUGGUCUGAUUUUUUAUAUACACAAUUUCAUCCAGAAACUGUUACUACAAUUAAGGAAUAUCAACAAAGUUCUGAUGUCCAUAAUUUUAAUGUUUUUCCAUUGGGAAAGAAUUUGUGGAAAACUCAACAAUUUAAUGAACAAUUUUGUGAUAAUAUUAAUUCCUUUGUUGAAGAAUGUGAUAACAUGCAAGGUUUUCAAACACUUUUUGAUGGUACAGAUGGUUUUGCUGGGCUCUCUUCAUCUUGCAUUGAACAUUUAAGAGAUGAAUACCAUAAAAAAUCAAUUUUAGCAAUACCAAUUGUCCCAUCUCAUUAUAAAGAUUAUGAUUUGAUAUCAGAAGAAGAUGAAAGAAAAUCUCAAAUAAAUGAUUGUUUAAGAAUAAUUAAUUUAGCAAUGUGUUUUCAUGAUUUAUCUGAAUUGAGCUCCAUUUUUAUUCCCUUAAGUAUUAUAGAAAAUGGAUGGAAGAGACCAUUUGUUAAUAGAUCAUUUAAAAACAUAACUUACAACAAUAAAUUACCAUAUCAUACAAGCUCGUUACUUGCGAUAGCUUUAGAUACGUUCACUUUAAAGUAUCGGUUAAAAAAAGAGUUGUAUACUUUGGAUCAUUUAACUUAUGAUUUAUGUCAACACAAUCGAAAACUGGUAGCGGCAAGUUUAUGUAUGCCAUUUCCAUUGGGAAAUUCUGAUAAUCUUUUAGAUACUUUGGAUAAAUGGGAUGGACCUUUAACUCAAAGUAUUACACCAAAUUAUAAUUUGGGUUCCGACCGAAUGUUAAAUGUACUUUGCGCGCGUGGAAUCUCACAAAAUAAACUCAAAAAACCUUCAGGGAAUGCUCAAGAACAAUUCAACAUGCCUGCAUAUAAAUGUGAAACGGUUGAAGAAAUGUUGAAGUUUUAUUUAUCUUGUACUAGUUUUGGAAGUGCUUCUCAGGUGAUUUCUAUGGAGAAAGGGUUGGAAAUUAAGGCGCCAACACCAAAUAUUUUUAAUGAAAAUAUAAAGGAUAAUCCAUUACAAGUUUUAGCUGGUUUACAUUCCGGUAAUGAUGUUGGAAAUAUUAUUGAUUCAUUACUUAAAGAUGUUAAAAAAUUGAAUUUUAAACGGUUUCAUCAAUUUAUUGACUCUGGAGUAGAGGUUGAUGAUUAUAAAGAAUGUAUUGAUAAGUUAAUGGAUUUUAAAGAUUGUUAUGAGGAUGGAGGUUUAAUUUAAAAGUUUAUAAAUAAAUAUUUGUUUAUACUGCGA
Molecule: messenger RNA, 1720 nt
Organism: Onthophagus taurus
Lineage: Eukaryota; Metazoa; Arthropoda; Insecta; Coleoptera; Scarabaeidae
Gene: mst
Product: misato mitochondrial distribution and morphology regulator
Biological process (GO): mitochondrion organization
Cellular component (GO): cytoplasm; mitochondrion
Source: RefSeq, a predicted model, not a curated record